GAAAGCAGGCGAAAGGUCGCGGUGGUGGCCUCGGCCUUGUGUGCGAGCGUGAGGAGCGAGUUGUUCAGAGAUGGGGAAGCGUCCGAAAGGGAAAGAUGUUGGCUGGAGAGAUUCGGACCACAAGAAGGAGCAGCGGGAGAGAUCCGGGAAGAGGAGCAGGAGGACGGGUGAACCGAAGAAAAGCGACAUGAAGCCCAAAAAUAUUGAUGAACAGGAAAUUCCAUACAAAGUCCGUGAGAUAAUGAGGUCUCAGCAGAAAAUGAUGAAGCAGCUGAAUAAAAAGAAGAAAAAGACUGAAAAACCAGAAAGAAAACCUACAUCAAUGGCCAAAAAUCUACAUGAAGACAUACCAGUUCCAAAGUUUAAGAGGCGGAAGCGAGAGUCUGAGAGAGCCUACAUUCAGCGAAUGGAGGAGGAAACACAGCACGUCAUGUUGUUGACCAAAAAUCAAGUGGCCCGUUGUCCUGAGUUGGAGACUGAGAAAGAAGAAAAGGCAAGCACUGUGAAAUCAAAGUCUGAGAAAAAGAAAGAAUUUGACAAGAAACGCCUGGCAAAGUUUAUUAAAAAGAAAGCUGAAAGAAAGGAAAUGAAAUUAGAGAAAGAAAUGUUUACAGAUAUUGUGAGAUUUGGAGAAGUGGCCAUGCAGCCCCCUACCCUCACGGCUAAACCCAGGAAAAGCCAAGCCAAUGAUCAGCCUGGCCAGAGACAGUUACUUCUGAAGUCUCUGAUUCAGCAAAGCAAGUGUACUCCAGGAUGGAAAAUAGAAGGAACCCAAUACAGUAAACUGCCAACCAUUUCAAUGGCUCGUCAGAGGAUGAUGUUGGAGGAGAGGGAGAGGAUCAUUAAAGCCUACAGAACACUGAAGAAGCAGAAACAACAAACUCUGUCCCAGAGUAAAGAUGGCAUGGAGAAGCUGAAAAACCCAAAAUAGCCAUAGUCUGCGACAAGUGCUAUUUGAUGCACUAGAUCCUGAUGCCUGCUGGAACUGAUGAGGACUGAAUGUUCCUGAUUGCUACGCAGUAACUGACCUUUUCUUUGAACCUAUUUGAGUUAACAUUUACAAUACAAUAAAAGGUCAAGAUUAUGGUCAAUUUACUAGUAAAUAGAUCCAUUUUUGGAACCAAAUGUUUAUACCUGGAAUUCUACAGAUGCCUGCCUGCUCUAGGUAAUGAUGGAAAUCACAAACUGCAUUCAGUAGUGAGGAUGCCAGGACGUUUUAAAUAAUGACUGUCCAAAUGCGCUGAUAUACUUGAUGUGUCCUUGAGUUGACUGCUGUGAAAUGUUUCUGAAUUAUCUUCCUGUGCCAUUGUUUCUUGUUUAUUGAAUCUGAACUUUUUAGUCUGAUAAAGGCUGAGCAUUUAAAGAGAUCAGGUCAUUGCUGGCAAUCUUUACGGUUAUAGGGUUGGAGAAAAUGUCUUCCUUCUUAUAUUAAAAAGACACCAGUUUUGAAAAAUGUUAAUACUAUUGUGAAGCGAUUGGAAAAUGGUUUUAUUUGCAUAAUCCACCCCAAAUGUACAUGACCUGUGCCAAGCAUGAUCAUGUGCAAUCUAUUCACCUCUUGUACUUCCAUACGGUUCACUACUCUGAUCUGCCUAGCAUGCUUAUUAAUUGAACUCUGUGAAUUAAUGACUUGCAGACUAGUUUGCUUGGCCAUGCACAAUUUGCUUAUCUUCACUAUUUGUGGAAAGAAAUGCAAGUUUUGCACACUUUAAGAAUAGCCAUUGUGAAUGCUCUGUUUAGUGAGUGGGUGCCUACAACAGUUGCUAAUGAAACUUUGUGAAUUGGGAUAAAAUGUUCUUUGAUAAAACCUGCUAGUACUAUCAGAAUAACCCAUUGGUGAUCUUGCAUUCUGCGAGUGCAUAGGAUCUGCUAGGUGAAUGAUUUGUACUUUGUUAAACAGUAAUUACCAAUAAACCUAGUUUUCCAUUA
Stegostoma tigrinum is the source of this 1929-nucleotide messenger RNA. RefSeq names its product coiled-coil domain containing 137 (gene ccdc137). The record is from RefSeq and is a predicted model, not a curated record. The transcript has 6 exons. The coding region runs from base 71 to 931 and encodes 286 amino acids. Lineage: Eukaryota; Metazoa; Chordata; Chondrichthyes; Orectolobiformes; Stegostomatidae.